This is a messenger RNA of Daphnia carinata, 819 nucleotides long. Its product is annotated as phosphoserine aminotransferase-like. Gene Ontology annotation, cellular component: cytoplasm. NCBI's taxonomy places the organism in Eukaryota, Metazoa, Arthropoda, Branchiopoda, Diplostraca, Daphniidae. Gene Ontology annotation, molecular function: O-phospho-L-serine:2-oxoglutarate transaminase activity; pyridoxal phosphate binding. The coding region runs from base 1 to 819 and encodes 272 amino acids. Gene Ontology annotation, biological process: L-serine biosynthetic process. The transcript is spliced from 3 exons. The record is from RefSeq and is a predicted model, not a curated record.
AUGCAUUCUGGUGGCAAAGCCGUUUACUUGAAUACAGGCAUUUGGUCCUCAAAAGCUGCCAAAGAAGCCUCCAAGUAUGGUCACAUAGUUGAAAUCAAACCCAGUCUCCAAGCAUCAUCAGAAAUUAAAUGGGAUCUGGAUCCAGAUGUGUCAUACUUCUACUAUUGCUCUAAUGAAACUGUACAAGGGGUAGAAUUGCCUUGUAUUCCUGAUACACAUGGAAUCCCCUUAGUAGCUGAUAUGUCAUCCAACAUCCUUACCAAAGAUUUUGACAUAACCAAGUUUUCCCUCGUAUUUGCCGGGGCUCAGAAAAAUAUCGGUCCAGCUGGUGUGACUUUAGUGAUUGUCCGUAGUGAUCUCUUGGGAAAACCCUCACCUUUCUGCCCAACAAUACUCAAUUACACUGUGAUGGCUCAAGAAAACUCACUGCACAACACACCCCCAUGUUUCAGUCUUUAUGUUAUGGCAUUGGUUUUCAAAUGGAUCACGCAACAAGGAGGUGUAAAAGUUAUGGAGCAACGCUCAGCUUUAAAAAGUCAAAUGAUAUACGAAGUUGUUGACAAUUCAAAUGGCUUCUAUAGCUGCCCAGUUCCAGCUUCUGUUCGCAGUCGGGUCACCAUUCCAUUCCGUAUUCAACAGGGCAACGAAGAGCUUGAAAAAGAAUUUGUCGAUCAAGCCAAAAAACUAAAUAUGAUUCAACUUAAGGGCCAUCGAUCUGUCGGUGGGAUACGGGCGUCGCUAUAUAAUGCCGUGACUGUUGAAGAAGUCUCUAUGUUAGUUGAUUUCAUGAAAGAUUUUAUGAAAUCAAAAUUGCAAUAG